AUGAUGACGGUAAAAGUGAUAAAGACGAAGAGGAAGUGAUUAAGGUACAAAGAAAGAAGCUUGAGACAAAAAAAAAAGCAGUAAAACGGAAGAUGGCUGAGGCCAUUAUAGAUGCCCACGAAAAAGCCCGAGCUAGUACAAGUGCAGACACUGAAGAUGUGGUUGAAAUAGAUAACUCAGCCUCAACCAUAGAAGCACCACCACUGAGAUUACUUUUACCGAACAACUUGAAUUUGAAUAAUGAGGCGAAUCUCACUGUAGGAACGAAAAGAUCCGAUCUUAUUUACUUGGGAGAGGGCGAGUGGAUUAGAGAAGUUGCUUAUAAUAAAUCAAAAAGUCAAGUUAAACCAAGUCUCUUCGUUACAAAAUUAGCUUAUGCCCUCUGGGGGCAAGAACAAUUGGCUAAUAGAUCUGUCGCUCACAUAGAGGGGAGAGAGAACCGUCCACUUCUCGAAGAAAAUAAAAAGUUAGUUGUAAUAAAUCAGUUUGAGAGGUAUCUUAGACACCGCGAUAAAAUGACACAAACUGUUGAAAUGAAGGAAGUAAAUGCUUACCUGGGACGAGCCAUUGGAGGCGCCAGAAAGACGAUAGCCAAAAAAAAACGUAAGGGUAGGAACAAUGAAAACGAUUCUGAUGAA
This is a messenger RNA of Chelonus insularis, 638 nucleotides long. RefSeq lists its product as uncharacterized. The annotation marks the transcript as partial. NCBI's taxonomy places the organism in Eukaryota, Metazoa, Arthropoda, Insecta, Hymenoptera, Braconidae. The record is from RefSeq and is a predicted model, not a curated record. The transcript has 3 exons.